AUGAUUGACAAAACAAAGAGAAACAAUGUUGCCUCUUUAGAGGCAGCAAUUCCGCUCAAUGAUGACGGUGGCUUCAUCCCGCUUCAACUUCCACUGGAAGAAGAAGGGUUGCUCUGCCUGGGAGUGCCGCCUAAUUCCUGUUACCUUGAAUCGUUUGAAAGCUGCAUUGAUGCGGAUUCCGUCUACGGGGACUUGCCUCGUCCCGCCUUCUUGCCAGGAUGUUGUCCUGUGUCUGGGCCUGCUGAAGGUGCUAGUAAUUGUCAGGAACUCGUGGAAGGCUUCUGGCAUGGCGACUUUGCCUUCAAGUUCGAAGCCGACGUUCCCAAGACAACCAAGGAUACUUUGUCUAUAUGUGCCUGGGUCCGAAGCGAAGAAUCGGAAGAUAUCAAUGCUGCAGUGAAGCUGGUAUUUGGCUUUGGGAAUGGAAGGACCAUCUUUCGUCAUGUCUUCAGCGACCGUAUUCAAUUCCAAUUGUCCAAAGAAGAGCUCCAACUCUUGGCGUGUCGAGUGCUUCAUCAGUUUCUUCGCCAGUUUGGCUGGAUGUUGCCCUGGACGUUUUUGAGUGCCAUGUUCAGCACUCUUUCCUUCGUGUUGGCCACCAAGACUUCCAGAUUAAGCGAGCUUUUGGAUCUGUGCAUCGUCAGGACUGAUUUGAUGCUUCAUAUUGUCGCAGGCUUCGACGAUGCCAAAGCAAUUGGAGCCGCCAUGUCUGAGAUAGGACGAGCUCUAGAGUCCGUGGGACGCUGCAACCAGGCCGGGGACCUAUACGUGGAGAUUGCCAAGGAAUACUUUGCGUCCAAUGUGGACUUGAAGGCCCAAGCUUACUCAAGUGCUGGAAAGGCGUUUUUAAAGGCGCAGGCUUACGAUGCCGCUCUGCAACAUCUCUUGAUCGGUCUGCAGGUUUUGGCAUCCGGCAACGCGUUGGAAUGGAAUAGCCAGGCGUCAGCCGGUAUCAUUGCCAAUCUGGUAUUGCUGCAUCAGGAGGUGCACACCAAGUCACUUGAGAGCAGGAGGGGCCAAGCGACUCAUGACACGACAUCGCUUACAGACGAGGAGAAGCUCUUCCCGGCCGUGGCUUGUCUACUUGUCAAGGCCGGGUUCGAUCCACUUGAACAGCCGGCUGCUGCUUUUCGGAUCCAAGGUCAAGGUCAAAGCAGCAUGUGCAUGGACAGACUCAAGCCCGAACUAAAGAAAAGGAAGCAAGCUAGACAGUUGCUGACGCGCCUGUUUCGCAGUGGGUCGGUGGAUUCCUACAAGGACGGACUCGUGUCUGCAAUGCCAGGGGAGAUGUGGGUGAAGUUUGAUGACUUGCCCAGAGCAAGCCCAGCUCAGACCACCAGCCCGACUACCCGCAGCGAGAGAGCCCAAGGUUGUUCGCACUCCCAAGAAGAUAAGGGUAUUCAAUCUUGCCGCAAAUGUGGGCACGAGGGAACGGAACGACAAAAACUCCUCAGCUGCCCGUGCCGUACAGCGCACUACUGCUCCAAAAGCUGCCAGGCUGAAGAUUGGAAACGGCAUCAGAAUACAUGUCCUACGCAUCAAGCAAAGAAGAGGCAGAAGGAGUGCAAAACGGACCGUGGCUUCCAAGAAGUCAGCAUUGUCGCAUAG
Seminavis robusta is the source of this 1608-nucleotide messenger RNA. NCBI's taxonomy places the organism in Eukaryota, Bacillariophyta, Bacillariophyceae, Naviculales, Naviculaceae. The record is from the annotation of a GenBank genome assembly.